Molecule: messenger RNA, 213 nt
Organism: Knipowitschia caucasica
Lineage: Eukaryota; Metazoa; Chordata; Actinopteri; Gobiiformes; Gobiidae
Source: the annotation of a GenBank genome assembly
AUGAGAGAAGCCGCAGACCAAGCAGGAGAGGAGCGAGAGGUGGACGAGGCCAAAGGGGUGGACGAGGAGGACAGCCAGCAGGUCCUCCUACUGGCGGCAGGGGGAAGCAGCCCAUAUCUCCUGGGGUCAUCCGGUCGAGAUAUUCGAUGUCUGGGCAUCCCAGGACCACCCAAUCUCCUCCGAAGAAUGAUGGUUUGCAGAUCUGGGAUGUAG